AUGAAUAUAGAAUAUGUGAAUAUCCUUCCAAUACAAACCUGCCCUUCGACCAACCAAUUAACCACUGCUGCUACCAUCAACGGGUGCGAGAGAGUCCCUGAAAACGACGAGAAAGCAUUGCUGAAAGCAGUGUCUCAACAGCCUGUGUCUGUGGCGAUAGAUGGCUCAGGGCUUGCGUUUAUGCACUACAAGAGCGGGAUAUUUGGGGGAGAGAACUGUUUGACGGAUCGGAAUCAUGCGGUUACCAUUGUUGGGUUCGGGACGAGCGAAGAAGGGACUAAGUAUUGGUUGUUGAAGAACUCAUGGGGAGAAUCUUGGGGAGAAAAUGGUUUCGUGAGAAUCAUGAGAGACGUGGAGGCACCCCAAGGAAUGUGUGGUUUGGCCCAACUUGCUUACUAUCCACUUGCUUGA
Molecule: messenger RNA, 411 nt
Organism: Thlaspi arvense
Lineage: Eukaryota; Viridiplantae; Streptophyta; Magnoliopsida; Brassicales; Brassicaceae
Source: the annotation of a GenBank genome assembly